Opisthorchis viverrini is the source of this 258-nucleotide messenger RNA. RefSeq lists its product as hypothetical. The record is from RefSeq and is a predicted model, not a curated record. Lineage: Eukaryota; Metazoa; Platyhelminthes; Trematoda; Opisthorchiida; Opisthorchiidae. The transcript has 3 exons. The annotation marks the transcript as partial.
AUGCCACAUCGGCCAUCGCGUGGUGCCAUCAGCCGGGUCGCCUUACUUGCUGCAUACAGCAGGGCGGGCCCAGCACUUAGGACUGAUGACUCCGUUCGUCAUGCAUCGGUUUUGCGUGCAGCAUCUGCUCGUCACAUGGUGCCGACAUCUUCAGGAAUCUCCAAAUCAGUCCUCAAGCCUCGACACCCACUCUAUCUGGCCGCGUUCAAUGAGAAACUUCCUAAUUCUAUUCGCCCGCCAAACCAGUUUGUUAUCUAG